CUUUGCAGAAGGUUCCGUUGCUGUUUCUUUUUCCUCUCACCGGGCACAUUAGGGAUUUGGACCAUCCAUGUGAUUGGCCAGCAUGCUGCUCAUUGAGGAAAAGUACAGAUCGGUUGCUCAGAUGCUGUUUUCGUCAGGCUCAUGUCCACGAUGUGUGCUUCGCUUCUGCUGCGUUGGUUCCACAACUCCUUACCGUCUUCCAUAUAAGGAUCUGGUUUGUGAACUACGGACGUACCUUGCUGCAAACCCUGGUGCUGUUAACCUUGGUGAUACAACUGACUUACACUGGAAUCCACCGUGCAAGAGGCCCAAACUUGAUGUAACUGAUGAAAAUCAGGGUGACAAUGAAUCCACAAAUUUUCCACAAUGUGAAGGCACAAAUGAACCUCCAGUUCCAAAAACCUGUAAUUUAUGUCUGGGAAUCCUUCAACAUCUGUCUGAAGCACAGUUUGUCAAAGAGAUUUUUCAAAAGGUGAAUUCUGCUGGGUAUGAAUUUAAGGAUUUUGUGUUCUCUGUGUCUUUACCAGCACAACUGUCUGUGAGAGAGUACUCUGCAUGGCUACAGGCAAAACAGGAAAUGGGAAAGCAGGGUUGUUCCUUUGACAAGGCAGACAUUGUCCAGCUGAAGGAGGCAUACAAAUGGAUUAUCCAUCCUCUGAUUGCCAAAGAACUCGGGGUUCAAGCUGUGAGUAAGAGUUUGUUCGAAGUAGCUGUGGUGUUUGCUCACCCAGAAACAGAUGGAGACUGCCACUUCCUAGCCAAGGUGUGCAAAGACUGUUUUAAAGCUACUAAAAAUAAGCAGUCUGUUUUUACCCGAAUGGCAGUUGUGAAGGCAUUAGACAAGAUAAAAGAAGAUGAUUUCCAUGCUUCAUUUUCAUACCCUCCUCAAUGUCCAGGGACGGUUUGUGAAGUUGUGGACAUUCAGUGCAGUCAUGCAUCUCUUUUUGUUGCUGGUAGAUACAAUAAAUACUCCAGAGAUUUACCGCAAACACCAUGGGUAAUUGAUGGUGAAAGGAAAAUGGAAUCGUCUGUGGAGGAGUUGAUAACUGAACACUUAAUGGCAGUAUUUAAAGCGGAAAGCUUUAAUUUUUCAUCCUCUGGACGAGAAGAUGUUGAUGUUCGAACAUUAGGAAAAGGGAGACCUUUUGCAAUUGAACUUGUGAAUCCUCACAGAGUACAGCUCACUGUGCAAGACAUGAAGGAGCUACAGCAGAAAAUAAACAGCUCCGACAAAAUCAAAGUUCGUGACUUACAAAUUGUGACCAGGGAGGCAAUGGCACACAUGAAAGAAGGGGAAGAGGAGAAGACAAAGUGCUACAGCGCACUAAUAUGGACAGAGAAAGUGAUCCAGAAGGAAGAUCUCCAACUGCUGGAUAAUACAGAGGAAUUGAAGAUUGCACAGAAAACACCUCUACGGGUUCUUCAUCGCCGCCCUCUGGCUUCAAGGGCUCGUAUCAUCCACACAAUGAGAACAGAGCCUGUGGAUGAACACCACUUUCGUCUCUAUUUGAAGACACAAGCAGGGACAUACAUAAAGGAAUUUGCACACGGUGACUUUGGAAGGACCAAGCCAAAUAUAGGUUCCAUAAUGAAAACCACCGCUGAUAUCCUUGAGCUAGAUGUAGAGUCUGUUGAUGUCGACUGGCCUCCAGCUUUGGAUGAUUGAUCUUCAAAGUUUACAGAGAUAUUUACCCAAAACUCACCUGUGACAAACUAGAUUUAAUACCCACCUGGGCCCGUUUGUUAAUAUAACAAGAUUACAUCAAUCUUGUUCAUCUUCUGUUGGAAAACAUUGCUAACCACUGAAUAUGCAGACACAAAAGAUUUAUUGGUUUACUGUGAAACAAAAUAUCACGGAUUACCAGAUACGAGACAUUUUGUGUUUUCUAACAAUGUGUAUAUGCUAGAAACCAGGAUAUCUAUAUAUUUUUUUUAUUUACAAUCUGUGGUUGGGUUUUAUUCACCAUAUUAUGUUUCAUUUCAUAUGUAACAUGAAUAAACAAAAUUUGGACA
Messenger RNA from Pelobates fuscus (common spadefoot toad), 2013 nucleotides. RefSeq names its product pseudouridine synthase 10 (gene PUS10). The record is from RefSeq and is a predicted model, not a curated record. Gene Ontology annotation, biological process: tRNA pseudouridine synthesis. The transcript has 18 exons. The coding region runs from base 83 to 1666 and encodes 527 amino acids. Gene Ontology annotation, molecular function: RNA binding; pseudouridine synthase activity. NCBI's taxonomy places the organism in Eukaryota, Metazoa, Chordata, Amphibia, Anura, Pelobatidae.